AUGCCUGAUUCCGAGUCUUCCUUGACAACGAAGGCUAUACCUUCAUCAAAAACUUCCCUGUCCACUGCUGAAGGUAGUAAGACUCGCUUACUUCCACCGAUUAACUUAACAUUCCCAUAUGCCGCGCAACCAGAUAUCAUUAUUUCAAAUCAGAAGGAUGUUUACUAUCAAAAAGUAUUGGAAGAGCAAUUUUCCGAAGUUUUUCGAAUACUUUUCGGCACACGUAAACAACACUUAUAUCAGAAAGAGGUAAACCUGAUGUCAGAUCUUUUUUAUUUUUGUCUGACAACUUUGUUAGGCACUCAAACUUUAGGAGAAGAAUAUUGCGACAUAAUGCAAAUCUCGGAAUCAACCAAGAAAGUUCCUAUUAUUAGAAAACGCGCAACGUUAAUAUUUUGGCACGUGAUAUUUCCUUACUUUUACACUAAAGGGAUUAACAAAAUUCGCAGGAAUGCACGAUCGGUUCCUAAAGUAGAUUACCAAGUCCAAGAUAAUCCGUCAAACGAACAUGUCAAGUUGCGAGAAUUCGUUAGAAAUUCGGUCACGAAGAUUCAGUCUUUUUUCAAAAACCAUUUUCAUACGCUGCAUCUCGCUAUCUUUUAUUUUUACGGUGCUUAUUACGACUUAUCAAAAAGAAUAUUUACUAAACAACUGGGUCCGGGAGAACAACGUAUUGGAUACGAAGUUUUAGGAUUUUUACUUGCUGUUCAAAUUUUAAUUCAAGCCUACCUUUAUCAAAAAAAACGCACUGAAGAUUCUUCU
Molecule: messenger RNA, 762 nt
Organism: Acaulospora morrowiae
Lineage: Eukaryota; Fungi; Glomeromycota; Glomeromycetes; Diversisporales; Acaulosporaceae
Source: the annotation of a GenBank genome assembly